AUGGCUACCACCUUUGACACGCCCACACCGCUCCUGACUCUAACCCGCGGUCUGGCCGUCCGACCGCUCCUCCACUCCGAUGCACCCAGCAUGGCGAAGCAUGGCAACAACGUUAAAGUCGAAAGGAACAUGACGAACCGCUGGCCUCAUCCUUACACCACCGACAGUGCUCACGCAUUCGUGGCCUUCGUGCGAGACCACAAGCAAUGGCGUGCCAUCUCCAACGUUUCAUCCCCCACCGUUCAGGACAUCCCUGAAGGCACCAAAGCUCCACUCGACUGGGCCAUCGCCCUCGAUGGCGAGUUCAUCGGCGCUACUGGCCUUAUCUUCCAGACGGAUGUCGAAGAGCGGACCGCCAGACUUGGCUACUGGAUCGCAGAGGAGCACUGGGGCAAAGGAUUUGCGCCGGAAGUCGUCCGAGCCUUCAUCACCUGGACAUGGGAGGCCUAUCCCGAGCUGGAUCGCCUGGAGGCUACUGUCUACUCAUGGAACCCUGCCAGCGUCAAGGUCUUGCUCAAGCUUGGCUUCACUCAAGAGGGCAGGCUCAAGGCGGCCGUUUACAAAAUGGGCCGGAGAUGCGAUCUGCUCGUCUUCGGGCUGACCAGACCUGGACUCGAGAUUGCGUCAGACCCUCCGAACUGA
Messenger RNA from Cyphellophora europaea CBS 101466, 642 nucleotides. RefSeq lists its product as uncharacterized. The record is from RefSeq and is a predicted model, not a curated record. NCBI's taxonomy places the organism in Eukaryota, Fungi, Ascomycota, Eurotiomycetes, Chaetothyriales, Cyphellophoraceae. Gene Ontology annotation, molecular function: acyltransferase activity, transferring groups other than amino-acyl groups. The transcript has a single exon. Bases 1 to 642 code for a protein of 213 amino acids.